Poecilia reticulata (guppy) is the source of this 5876-nucleotide messenger RNA. RefSeq names its product translocase of inner mitochondrial membrane 21 (gene timm21). Gene Ontology annotation, cellular component: TIM23 mitochondrial import inner membrane translocase complex. Lineage: Eukaryota; Metazoa; Chordata; Actinopteri; Cyprinodontiformes; Poeciliidae. The record is from RefSeq and is a predicted model, not a curated record. Gene Ontology annotation, biological process: protein import into mitochondrial matrix.
UUCCUCCAAAUAUGGGAGAAUAAGUGCACGUCAAAGUCAUGCGCCCUGCGUCCUGAAUUGUUUGACACUAUACGGUUGAGGUUGGAGUAGUUUUAGUUUGUAUCCAUGUCAUAAUAAUAUACUUUUACGUACUUAUUCAGGGCGGUAGUGUAAUUAUCUCUCCUUUGUUUACUGGCGUCCCAACCAGAAUAAUGAUUGGUACUUGUCACAUUUUGAAAGUCCUGCACGAAAGUCUGAGACAAACCGCGACACAACUCUGCGUGCACCGGUGCUAUGUCGUCCACACGCACAGGGCAUUGAGCACAGCACCUGCAUUUGUCCGCCUCGGGUCAAAGGUUUCUUCACUGGGCUGUCUCGCUGCAAGUCAGAGACACCAAGUUGCGUCUGUCCACUGUACAGCCAGAAGCAGAAGCAGCCCCGAAGACAGAGGCAAGUCUGUGUCCAGGUAUCAGAGUGGGACGCCUAAACCUUCAGCUGCACAGAAAGUGAAAGAAGCUGGAAGAGACUUCACCUACUUGAUAGUAGUUCUCCUCGGGCUGGGAGUGACAGGUGGGCUGCUGUAUGUGGUGUUUCAGGAGCUGUUUUCUUCCUCGAGCCCAAACAAGGUCUACAGCAGAGCUUUUGACAUAGUCAAAUCCCACCCAGAGGUGAUCGGUGCCUUUGGCGAGCCAAUCAAAUGCUAUGGUGAGACCACCCGUCGAGGAAGGAGGCAGCAAGUCAGACACACGGAGUACAUGAAGGAUGGACUAAAACAUAUGAGAGUUAAAUUUUACAUCGAAGGAUCAGAGCCGGGCCUGAAAGGAACGGUGCAUUCGGAGUCAAAAGAGAAUGCUGAGACUGGAAAAUAUGAAUUUCGCUAUAUAUUUGUGGACGUAGACACAUACCCAAGGAGGAGCAUUAUUGUGGAAGACAACAGAUGAGCAAGAUUUACAUGACUUCUCAGAUUUAAAAACAGGGAAAUGCUGUCUAACUUAAAUGCAGGCGUUUGUGUCCAUGGAUGAAAAACUUCUCUUUUUUUUUGCAAUAUUUUUGGUUGAUUGAAAGUCAUUUUUCUUGUAGCAGUUUAACAAAGUCAAAUGUAUUACAAAUAGGAAUUGUUUUGGGAUAAAAUUAUGGAUUGUAACUUUCAUAAAAUACGUGGAGUUUUUUAAUCUAAUUUGUUACCUGCGGUUUUAGAUUAUUUUGCUCAGCUAAAUUUUAUGUAUUUUUUUUUUCUUUUUUAAUAAAAAGGACUAGUAUUUUUUUUAGUUAUUACAGCAAAUAAAAACAGUUUUUAAAUUGUGAAAUUGGUUGGUUAGCUGUGUAUUUUCUGCAUUGUUUUGAAUAGUAUGGUGCAUCUUAAUAUAUUGACCACCAGAUGGAGACAAAAAUCUUAAUUAUUGUGUUGCGUGUCUUAUUUAUUUGAUAUAUUUAUCAUGACAUUAUUUUAGUCCGUUUUUUUUUUAUUUCAUUAAAACUUUAAUUUUUUGUGUAAAGCUUGGUCACAUAUCAUUUAAAUAUCUCUGGAUUGCUGUUUUUAUUCCUGCUACUGUGCAGGAGAUUAUAAACUCUUGAACGGAUCUAAACAAACAGCAAUUAUAAUUGUGUUUUUUUUUUUGUUUGUUUUUUUAAUAUAAAUCUUACUGAUACUCUAUAAAAAAAAUCAGGGUGAAAUGUCUUGGGUUACAACAGAAAGUUAAAACUUGCAGAAGAAAAUUCCCAAAACAAUGUCUACCGAUGCUCUUCAAAAGACAAAUCUUUUACUGUUAAACUGUUUUUUAAAUACUUUAUACUAUUUUGAUGCUUUAUAGAAUCUAAUAGACCUCAUUCAAAAGCCAACAACUUGCAUGCGCCACUAAUAUUUUGGCGGGAGUUUUCCAUAUUUGCCACAUUUACAGUUUGUCAGUCAAAUUCUCUGUAUGAAAUUGGUACUGACUCAGUCUCCAAGGGUUUUAGCUGCUGCUGCUACUUUCUAAUGAACAACAAUCAAACUUUAUUUGCCGAGUUGGCAUUUUACGGACAGGUGUAGCUCAAAAGUGCUGCACAAAGAUUAAAAAACAGCUGAACCAACAUAAAAAGCACACUAAAAUAGAGAAGUGUGUUGAAUCAUUUAUAAAUGUUUCAGAACUGAGGAAACACAAUCAUGCAGUGAGAAACAUCAGGAAGUCCAUGUCAAAAUCUGAUGAAGCCUCUAAAGUUAAAGACAAAUUCAUAAAUCAAAAUAGUGGUAAUAAUCGUAAUAUAGCAGCAUGUACAUUUAUUUAGUCAAGGAUAAAAGUUGUUGAAAUUGUUAGAACACAAAGUAGUUCAACACAAAUAAUAUGUAAUCAAAAGUCAGACUAAAAGUUGACACUUGAAAGCCUUUUCUACUUAGAAAGUAAAGGAAGAAACUAGUUUCAUGCAAUGCUCUGAUGGGGUUUUUGAUCAAGUCCUUAAAACAUUUUUAUGUACUUUCUUAUCUGUAGUUCUUAUUUAAUUAUUAUUCUGUUGUUUACAAAUAUGGUAGAAAAAAAAUCAGAAAAAAAAAAUAUAUAGAAACCAGAUGAAUGAAGUGUGUAGAGCAGCAGGAAUGAUUUCUAAAUCAUUUUAUAGAAAAUAGGGUGUCUAAACAAAGCUAUUUCGUAUGGUUACAUACGGCAUGGAUGACCGGAUCGUUAUUUAUACAGUCUAAAGCAAAGAAUACCAAUUAAUUCUUACUAAGAACUGGGUUUGUGAAGGGGGAGCGUCUUACUGGAAGCGCGAAACCAACACCCCCAUAAACACCGCCCACCUGGGUAACUGAAAGCAGCACAGAACACAGGAGGAUGUGGUCAGUCAGUCUGCGUUAGCUUCAACUCCGCUCAGUCUACUUAAGUUCUUUAUUUAACCUGAACUCAACGAAUAGCUCGCCCAGUUGAUAGUAAAUGGCAUGUUGUGAACAACGGAGAGGCGUGUUUAUCAAACAGAACAGUUUCAGUCGGUGUUUUGCGCUCCGAAUAAGUGACUAAAGCUGCCGCUGUUUUGGCCUGCUACACGGAUAUCCUAGCUAAAACUAGCAGCAGCCUCUAUUGGCUCCCGGAGCUUCACUGGCACCUCUCACCCGAAAUAGAAAGAGAAAUGGCACACCUUGCUAGCCAACUCAGGUGGACGUCUCUGUCUCUUUAAGGGAAAGUUGUGUGGUUCUUCAGUAAUGAGACGCUCCUCUCGGUUAUAAACGUCUUAUGAAAUGGAGCUUUACUGGUAUAUAGUUGUUAUAAUAUUCAUCAUCAUAAAGAUCUUCUUCUAUGUGUGCUGGUACCGGUCAAGACAAAGGCAACUGGCAGCAUAUUUGAGCAACACCCGCAAUGCACAGAUCGUCAUCGUCGGAGGAAGGGCUUACCUUCAUCAGAUGUGUGAGAGACAGAAUCAAGCAUCUGUGUGGCCCAGUUGGUACGGCGGUCAGGAGGACGCUUCGGUCGAGGAACCCUCCUCAACAAUGCCCCCGACUGCAUCCUUCUCCCACCUGGAAAUGCCCCCACCAUACGAGGUGGUCUCUGGAGAGGAUGACCUGAAGCCGCCUCCCUACAGCGAAUGCGCUCAAACCGACGAGACCAACUCACCUCAUCUCUCCCACAACACUCCUCUCAUUUCCGAGGGUGGAAACUCGAUUCGCAUCGGCGAAGCUCCUCCCCCCUACACACUGACUCCGCCUCCAGUAGCCGGCCCCCAGGGCAGUCCUGUGAGCCAGAGAGAGCCUCUGCCAGAAAGCAGGGCCACUUAAACAGCCGCUCAUUCAAGUUUGCCUUUUCCCCCUCCCCCCCGUGCCCCAUGCACUGCCUUCCUACAUUCAACCUCAGUGAUCGUUGCCUGCCUUACUCUCACCGUGAGAGCAAAUGUUUAUUUGGGUGGGCGUGUGCCUGUGUACGUGUGUGUGCCUUUGUUGGUUUUAGAACCAAUUUGCUUUUCUACUUGUAUUAAAAAGUGGUCAUCUGAUGAGUUUGGCAAUAACAGAUGAUUGCAGCAAGCCUUCGUGCCUCGGUCAGGACCGCAGAACCUGUUUUCCCAGCAAGGAUCAACAACAGAAAGAGGGACUUUUAAUCUGUGUUCUCUUUUACAUGUUUUCCUCUUGCUGUUUUGUCUGCAAUGUCCCACAGAGCUGAAUUGACUUCUUUAUUCUCAACAGCGUUUUUGGAGAAGCGAGUUCUUGUUCCUGAUUUUACAUUUUUUUAAACUUUGUUCUAUAGUUGUCCAGGACACAAUUAUUCAGCACCUGUUUGAUAUUAAAAUUCUUGUUUUAGACAAUCUAAAACAUCUUGAGCCACCAGGUGUACAUAUGCAUAAGAAAUAAUCAGCUGUCUGCUUGGUGUAUCAUUACUUCACUUGAGGUAUCUAUAAAUGCACUAAAUCAUUUACAUAAUUAAGCUGUGGCUCAUACUGAGAUGCUAGUUUACCUAACUGAAUGGGAUUGAGCACAGAAGGGGAGCAAGGUGAUGAAACAUUUAAUGUCAGUGGAUAUAUUCUUCCAGAUAUAGUCACUACUGAACUUUUUUUUUUUUUUGCUUUGCUUCUUUAUUUCAAAAAAUAAACGGAGACAUAAAAGUUCUUAUGAAAUGAAAUCAAACUAUGUAAAAUCGCUAUGUCUACAGUCAUCCACUAAAUUCUCUUAUUUUUGCCUUAAAAAAAGAAAAAUAGUGAGAAAUGACUAAACAAAAAAAAAAAAAAACAUCUGUUCCUUGUAAUCUUUCUGGCAACCAAGCACAGGCAGGUGGGCAUUAUUCAAGUGUUGUACUUUCUUGUAAAUUGCCAUUUUUGGAAAGGCGUUUAGUAUUUUCUUUAGAAGACUAUCAUAAAGCUAAAAUUGUAAUUUACUCCCGGAAUAUAAAGUUCAGAUAUUUGUUCUACAACAGUGUAUUUUGUGACCAAACAAGUGAUUCUUCAUAGCAGCACAGAGGAAGAAAUUCCACCCAAGCCAGCUCCUAACUGUAGCCUUUGGUGACACAAAGCCUGUGAAAAUUCAAUUUGCUUUCUUUUUUAAAAUUAUUUAUUUAAAUAAAAUAUCUGGAUUUCCUGGCCAUGGAGGACCACAGAAGGUGUUCUCUUUAUUAAUUGAAAAAUCUUGGCAUAACAGUUUAGGAGGCUGGAAACGGGUUGAAAUGGAGGCCGAUCAUCUCCCAUGGAAAACCCUAAAAGAAGCAUCCAAAAACAAAGUAAUAGUUGUGGAUAAAUGUUUUGUUGUUUUAUUUUUGUACAUUCUCUCUUUGACCAAUGUAUACCUAAUUUAACUCCCCUCCCCCUUUUUUUUUAACUGUAAAAUUUUCCGCCAGAGAUUAAAUGGGCCUCAUAUCUUGGUUAAUGGCUUCCUGUAAUGACGUCAAACACAAUGUUUUGACUAUGGAGCUAAAUGCACAUUCCCCAUUCCAGCACUGGUUGGCCAUCUUAUCUCUGCUUUACCCUUAGAUUUCACAAUAAAAUGAAUGAAUGAAUGGAUGCUGUAUAACUGUAUUUUAAUUUUUGGGACAUGUAUGAAAUGGGGUGGGUUGUGUUGUUUUUUUUUUUUUUUAAUCUAUGCUAUGUUGUAAUGGUUAGUCAUUUCAUUGCAAUGAUAAAUGUGCUUGUCCCUUAUGCCUUUUACUGGAUACAUCUGUUUGGUUUUUCAGUCUGAUGGGUGCAAAAGCAAAGGUACAGAUGAAUGUAUGUUUGAACCUGUUUGAUAUCACUAACCUGUCAGCAGCAGCAUGAUAAACAGUCCUAACCGUUCUGCUACAAUCAAUACUGUCCUGUUAUAUACUGUAUGUCCGGUGUGUUCACUUCAUGUUCAUUCCCUAUGGUGGUUGAAAAAUCACUUAUUUCAACCAGUUAUUUGUAGGUGUGACAGUUAAGGGGAAAAAUAUUUUUUUGUGCAUUGAAUUGGGAAAUAAAUCUUCUGUAUAAAAAAAAAA